GUGACAAGAUCAAGAAAGAAAGCUCAGGAACCAAGCUCAUCGUUCCCAAUCAUCACCAGCAGACCUUUCAACCGACAACCACCAUUCAACACCUCCUCUCUUUUGUAAUCGCCUUCAACAGGAGAGCUUGCCGGUUAUUCUCCCACACUGGUUUCUCUUCAGGCCGACACCUCGCAACCGAACGGUCAGACCCUUUGACUCGACGACAACAGUCAAGAAAACCCUAGCCCAAACUACAUAUAUCCUCGUCCCAUCCGUACUUUUAUGUUCUUUUUACUCCUUUGCCCUUCCACCAUUUUUAUUUGUUGCUCUCUCUCUCUCUCUCUCUCUCCCCCCACUAUUUAUUUGACCUUUACACCUUUUAACUUUUUCUCUCUAUUUCAUCAUCUAGUUGUGUGGUUUUCAUCUCUGUCUCUUCCUGUUUUUACUUUACCCUUUCCCCCCCCUCUCUCUCUCUCUCUCUCUCUCUCUCUCUCGUCCUCCUUUCUUCUUUCUCUUCAUUCUUCAUCUUCUAUCUCACACCUGCCACUAGCUAGGGUUUCUAUGGCGGUUUUACCGACGGCGAUGGGAUCGUCGAGCUUGGAGUUGACUAUGUCCGUACCUGGCUUCUCUUCGUACCCGUCUUUUCCUAAUUCAUCUGUGAGAGACUUGGACAUAAACCAAAUACCAUCACUACAAGGAGAUCAAGAAGAAUGGAUGACAGCGGGCAUGGAAGACGAAGAAGAAAGCAGCAACGGAUCGGGUCCUCCCCGCAAGAAGCUUCGUCUCACCAAGGAACAGUCUCGUCUUCUCGAAGAGAGCUUCAGACAAAACCACACCUUGAACCCUAAACAGAAAGAGGCGUUGGCGAUGCAGUUGAAGCUGAGGCCACGCCAGGUCGAGGUGUGGUUUCAAAAUCGUAGGGCCAGGAGCAAGCUGAAGCAAACAGAGAUGGAAUGCGAGUAUCUGAAGAGAUGGUUCGGAUCGCUGACUGAACAAAACAGGCGGCUGCAAAGGGAGGUGGAGGAGCUGAGGGCAAUGAAAGUCAGCCCGCCCACCGUGCUUUACCCCCACAGUUGCGACCCUCUUCCGGCAUCCACACUCACCAUGUGCCCUCGUUGCGAGCGAGUCACCACCACCACCACUCCAGACAGGGACAGGGGCGGCGGGCCAACCAAGACUAAUAAUAUCCCGGCCACCGCUGCCCCAACCUUGUCCACUAAAGUGGCGACGCCUGCCCUCUAAUCGCGGCUGCGUGUAGUUAAUCUUAAUCAGUAUGUAAUUUGACGAACUUGAUCAUGAUCGUCAUCGAUAUCAAAGGAAUGAAUAGUGAAAAGAAAUUAAGAUUAGAUAAUGUUAAUGUUAAUAUAAUGAUUUGUUUA
Pyrus x bretschneideri (Chinese white pear) is the source of this 1361-nucleotide messenger RNA. RefSeq names its product homeobox-leucine zipper protein HOX3-like. Gene Ontology annotation, molecular function: sequence-specific DNA binding; DNA-binding transcription factor activity, RNA polymerase II-specific. Bases 265 to 1224 code for a protein of 319 amino acids. The transcript has 4 exons. Lineage: Eukaryota; Viridiplantae; Streptophyta; Magnoliopsida; Rosales; Rosaceae. Gene Ontology annotation, biological process: regulation of DNA-templated transcription. The record is from RefSeq and is a predicted model, not a curated record.